AUGUCCACCAAGGUAAAUCUCGGAAAGGCCAAUACCCAACUUGGUGAAUUCAAGGUAGCGCAGAGCUUGCUGCAGGAUGUUAUCUUUAUUUAUACUGAAUGGUGGGGCCGCCGCCAUCCCGACACUAUGCGCGUGGUGGACGAGCUAGCUUCAGCAUUCAUGGUGGAAGGCGAGCAUAAAAUCGCCUCGGGUGUAUGUGCAGCUUCGGAAGUUCAGAAUGCGGAAGAGCUUUGGAAUGAAGCCUUGGACUUCUAUGGAGACACCUACGGAAAUCAAUCUGAUUUGGCAGGUCGUAUCAAAACUAAUUUACAAUAUUUAUAUAACUUGAGGCCGAGACAUAGGUAA
Messenger RNA from Aspergillus pseudonomiae, 345 nucleotides. RefSeq lists its product as uncharacterized. Gene Ontology annotation, molecular function: protein binding. Bases 1 to 345 code for a protein of 114 amino acids. The record is from RefSeq and is a predicted model, not a curated record. The transcript has a single exon. Lineage: Eukaryota; Fungi; Ascomycota; Eurotiomycetes; Eurotiales; Aspergillaceae.